Molecule: messenger RNA, 801 nt
Organism: Elaeis guineensis (African oil palm)
Lineage: Eukaryota; Viridiplantae; Streptophyta; Magnoliopsida; Arecales; Arecaceae
Source: RefSeq, a predicted model, not a curated record
AUGUCCACCGUGGUCGUGCUGAUCGCCCUCGCAUCGGCCGUAUCGCUGGUCUUCGCGGCCCCGCCGCUACCCGCACCGCUGCAGGCGUUGGAGAAAAAAGGUCUGAGCGUCGUGGGUAAAUUUCCCAGCCCGAGCGGAAUGACGGCCUACGCUGCCCACGCGGGAACCGAGCCGAUGGCGUUGUACUUGAUGCCCGACGGCAAGCAUGUGAUCGUCGGGACGCUGUUUGACGCCACCGGCAAGAACCUCACCGUGGCCGGGUUGGAGAAAGUCUUGGCUCAGCCAAUGACGGAGGCCGUCUGGAGCAAGCUCGAGGAGAGCCACUGGAUUGCCGACGGUCGCGAGGACGCGCCACGAACGGUCUAUGUCUUCACCGACCCCAACUGCCCCCACUGCAACAAACUGUGGGCCGAUGCACGACCUUGGGUCGAUGCGGGAAAAGUACAGCUUCGCCACGUUAUGGUGGGUAUUCUGACCCCGACCAGUGCCGGCAAGGCAGCAGCAUUGCUGGGCGACAAGAAUCCGGCAGCCGCUUUGGACGCAUAUGAACGCAGGCACGUCGCGUCGAAUGCAAAGACGCUGGCCAGCGGGCGGCCCAAGCCACUAGGUGAUGACAGUCUGAAACCGCUAUCGGUGGUUCCUGCCGGGAUCGCAGCUCAGCUCGAUGCGAAUGCUGCGCUGAUGGCCUCUUACGGCCUGCAAGCGACCCCGGCUUUGGUCUGGAAGGACACCAAGGGCGUCGUGCAGAUGCGCCAGGGCGCGCCGGAGUCCGAUUUGGCUAGCAUCUUCGGGCAGCGCUGA